This is a messenger RNA of Pseudonaja textilis, 3180 nucleotides long. It is a transcript of the gene FKBP4, whose product is annotated as FKBP prolyl isomerase 4. NCBI's taxonomy places the organism in Eukaryota, Metazoa, Chordata, Lepidosauria, Squamata, Elapidae. The record is from RefSeq and is a predicted model, not a curated record. Gene Ontology annotation, molecular function: peptidyl-prolyl cis-trans isomerase activity; protein binding.
UCUCGCUCUCCUCUUUUUCACUCUCCCUGCUGCGUGCGCAGCUUUCGCCCCAUCCCCGCCCCCUUGACGCGCCGCCUGCUGGUCCCGCGCGCGCGGACGAGCUUCCCUCAGAGCGGCGGCGGCGGCGCCAUGACGGCGGAGGAGCGCGGAGCUGAGGAGAUGAGCGCGGCGGAGGCGGCGGCCGCAGUGGCCGCGGAGGGCCUCGACAUCACCGCCAAGGGCGACGGCGGCGUCCUCAAGGUGGUCAAGAAAGAAGGGAUAGGCACCGAAUGUCCCAUGAUAGGGGACAAAGUGACCGUCCACUACACCGGAUGGCUUCUGGAUGGCUCCAAGUUUGACUCCAGCCGGGACCGAAAGGACAAGUUCUCCUUCGAUUUUGGAAAAGGUGAGGUGAUCAAAGCAUGGGACAUCGUUGUGGGAACCAUGAAGAUUGGAGAAGUUUGCCAGAUUGUCUGCAAACCAGAAUAUGCCUACGGCUCUGCCGGCAGCCCCCCUAAGAUACCUGCCAAUGCCACUUUGUUUUUUGAGAUAGAACUGUUUGAGUUCAAGGGGAAAGACUUGACUGACGAUGAAGACGGGGGAAUAAUUCGGCGCAUCCGAAAGAAAGGAGAAGGCUAUUCCAAACCCAACGAGGGAGCCUUGGUAGAGGUCGAGAUUGAAGGUCGGCACGAAGGUCGCGUGUUUGACAAACGAGAGCUGCGGUUUGAAGUAGGAGAGGCAGAAAACUAUGACCUCCCUCCUGGCGUGGACAAAACCCUACAGAAAAUGGAGAAGCUGGAAGAGGCUGUGGUUUACCUUAAGCCCAACUACGGCUUUGGAAGUGUUGGGAAACCAAAGUUUCAAAUCCCUCCAGACGCCGACUUGCAAUAUGAAAUCAAGCUCAAAACCUUUGAAAAGGCAAAGGAGCCCUGGGAGAUGAACACCCAAGAGAAGCUGGAACAAGGCGCCAUUGCAAAAGAAAAAGGCACCCAGUAUUUCAAAGAGGGGAAAUACAAGCGAGCAACGUUACAGUAUAAGAAAACCGUAUCGUGGCUGGAGCAUGAAACCGGCCUGUCGGAUAUGGAGAAGUCACAAUCCAGGAACCUGAGGCUCGCUGCCCAUCUCAACCUGGCCAUGUGCCACUUAAAGCUGAAAGAGUAUUCUCAGGUCUUGGAAAACUGCAAUAAGGCGCUGGAAUUGGACAGCAACAACGAGAAGGGCCUCUUCCGGCGAGGCGAGGCUCGCUUGGCCGUCAACGACUUCGAGUUAGCCAGGGCAGAUUUCCAGAAGGUGCUACAGCUCUACCCAAGUAACAAGGCGGCCAAAGCCCAGCUCCUGAUCUCCCAGCAGAAGAUACGCGACCAGCACGAAAGGGAGAAAAAAAUGUACGCCAACAUGUUCCAGAGACUGGCAGACAAAGAAGCAAAGUUGGAAUUGGAUGCAGGAUGCAAAGAAGAGGCCGACACGAAAGACAGCAAACAGAACGGUGUGGAGGAGAAAACAGAAGUUGACAUAGAGAUUUGAGGCUGAAAGUUGACCCGUUAGUUUUCUAAAACUGAAGAAUUUCCAGUGAACUCUAGACCUUUAUUUUUCUAUCUGAUUCGGUAAGGGGGCGACGGCUGGGGGCUGUUUAGCGUCUAUAUAGGAAAUGGUGGCAGAACAGAGCCAAGUAAUGUUUGAUGUAUUAUUUAUUCGGACAUGCAUCCUUUACUCUGUUGUUGUUGACCUUGGAAAGUUUCUGUUAGGAUCCCUCUUCUCAGUUUCCUGGCAUCUUUCUCAGGUUCCAGCUUGGCCUAAUCAAACGUCACAUUUUAUUCCCCCUUCUUUACUUUACUUCCCCCCAUCCCUUGUUUUUAAAAAGAAAAGUUUUAUCUGCACAUGCACACAGCUAUUUGCAUGAGGGGCCUAAAUGCACCAGAGCUCCCCUUUCUGCUGCAGCCUUAACGUUCUCUCUUUGGGUCUGUCGACCUGGAGGCCCCUCUGUUCCGAGCAGGGAUGGCCACUCUAUUGGUAAGGGCUCCUCUUCUGCAGGAGAGGAAAGAAGCAGGGGAACCAAAGCUCAAGCGGUACAUUCUUUAAAAAGUCUGGAGGCGGCAGUAGCCCUUGGACUCUAAAUGCAGAUAUUCCUCCCCGCUCAACAUCAGCAACACCCAGAGAUACAAGUUCGAUGAAAGGAUAUGUCUGCCAAUGGCAUCCACCACCCGCGGGAGCUUUGGCGUAAAGAGGACAGAUCAAAGGGCAGGCAAACAACAUCCGGCCAGGUCUUGUUGCAGGUUACAAAAAGGGUUGCUGCAGCGAUAUUAGCCGUUUCUGGGAGGAGGCUGCCCACAUAUGCCAUAAGCCUUCGAACACCUGCCAGUUUGUAGGACAUCCUUCUAGAGCAACCUGGUGGGGCCUACGGCAGGCCAGAAAUUCGGGGACUUCCCUAUUCCUCAACCCCUUUCCAUUUAGCAUAGAAAUACCUAAUCAAGGUAGAUCAGGCGUUGCCACUAGGAGAUUGGUCUGCAUUUCCACAAUUCCCUCGGAAGCCUGCCCACAGCUGCACGCCAACAGUUCCAGGUUUUGCUGAAAAGCUACUUGUUCACCCAGGUGGGAGAAAGGGAGGUCAGAAGUCCAGCAGCUCAAGAAGUCACAAGGGUGGUGGUGGUGGAGGGGGAGCGAGGGGAAAGGUCACUCAUAAUCCAAGCUAUUGCAGGUCAAGGAAAGGAGCACAGAGGUCUGUUUUGGAUAUCUGAUCGGAGCAGGUGGGUUGGGAAAGCAGGAUCAGAAUUUAUGCUUCCAGCUCAGUCGGACUCUUGGAAAAAGCAGGAUAUUCGUGCCUCAGAUAAUUUGGAAGAAGGGCACAACCCUGGAGAGCCUGUGCUUGGGAUGAGGUUUGAAGGGCGUCUUCCAAAUGGUCAUUGCCCUGUUUUGCUACUUUUGUGAGGUGUGGAUAACACAAGGCUUGGGAGCUCUCUGGCUGGGACCUCAGAAUAUAUUGCAGCCAAUCCAUGAAUUUAGGAAGGGCAGCGAGGGAUUAGGCCAAGGCAGUCGGGGGCCAGUGGGGAUAAGCAGAUCGAAGGCUGUAUGCAUUAAGUGGUAAUGGCUUCUGAAAGAAAAGCAAACCCAAAUGGAGUCAUUUCAUAAUUGGCUUUUUAAAACAAUUAAUGCAACACCGCUCUGUUUUGCCAAUUAAGCAGAUUAAAACUGUUAUAAUCUCGA